AUGGAAGAGAGUGAGAGAGUGAGGGAGGUGAUAAGGAAACAAGUGGGAGAUGAUUGGGAUGAUGAAGUGAUGAGCAGAGCCCGAUUCAAGGCGUUGAGUGGCCAGAGAUCCGACUGGGAACCCACUUACCUCUUCUGGAGAGAUUUAAUUCUCAGCGUUGCUCGCCAACUCGGCCUUUUCAUCAUCAAACCAUCUCACCUCAACAACCAAUGGUUCAAUCGAGGAGGCCUCAACCCAUUAUCCCUCGACCGUGUCUUGUUUGAAAUGUAUAAUGAAGGUGAGAUUGUGCUGCCCAGCGUGGAUCUUGUGGACCCCACUGCAGGGCGUCUCUCCCAGGUUUUCACAAGACUUACCAACUCCAUGAUUAGGAGGAGCAGGACCACCACUCCUCAACUUCUUAUGUCCCAGGAUCGUCUCAUUCUUACCUCACUUUUGAAGGAUAAAGCUGUUGAAGUUGUGAAACUUUUAUCCGAAUGUCAUUGGACAUCUUCGUGCAUUGUCACCAUGAAGAGGUUCCAGGACAUAUGUGGAGGAGCCUAUGAAGCUUCUGCACUCUUGUCUCACUUGUCAGCACAAGGCAAGGCACGCUAUCUCUCACUUUACAAGGGAGACUUCAUAGAGGGUGUGAAAGUUUCCCUCUCAGCAUCUUCCGUUCCUAGUAUUUCAAGUCUAGAUUGCGAUGUUCUGCACCUGAUUUGUACAACAGAAAAGCUUCAACAACAACUUAAUGUGAUUGACCAACGUUGUCAAACGUCAAGAAAAUCAGCAUUAGCUUGUUUGAAUUCUGGAAACAAGAAAGUGGCGCUGAGGCAUGUGAGGCAGUUAAAGUUGGCCAAUGAGAGUAGAGAAAAUUGUGCAACGCUCUUGAAUAGAGUGGAGGAAGUCCUCGAUGUUAUUGCAAGUGCUGAAUCCACAAAGAAGGUUUCUGAAGCCAUCCAAAUUGGAGCUCAAGCAAUAAAGGAAAAUAAGAUGAGUGUGGAAGAAGUCCAACAUAGCUUACAAGAAAUUGAGGAGAGCAUUGAUACACAAAAGCAAAUAGAAAAUGCUUUAGAAUCAACUUCGUUGUACACAAUUGUUGAGGAUGAAGAAAGUAUUGAAGAGGAGUUCAAGAAAUUAGAGCUGGAUAUUGAGGUUAACAGCGCAGGAGAAACAGAGGCUUCGAAAUCCGCUGAAUCAUUGAUAGACUCCUUAUCAAAUCUCAAGCUUGUGGAUGAUGGUCUAGCAAGAACACCAGCAGUUCAGGGCACUGUCGAAACAAUAAGAAACAACAAAACAAAAACUCCUGUGCUUGAAACUGCCUAA
Messenger RNA from Prunus armeniaca (apricot), 1302 nucleotides. The record is from the annotation of a GenBank genome assembly. Lineage: Eukaryota; Viridiplantae; Streptophyta; Magnoliopsida; Rosales; Rosaceae.